Messenger RNA from Amborella trichopoda, 1055 nucleotides. The record is from RefSeq and is a predicted model, not a curated record. NCBI's taxonomy places the organism in Eukaryota, Viridiplantae, Streptophyta, Magnoliopsida, Amborellales, Amborellaceae.
UUAAAGCACGUAACGUAAAUUUAGGAAAAAAGAACAUUUACAAAGUUCAGACAAAUAUCCAAUGGAAUUAGAAAAGAACCUUAGGGUUUGGGAGGACCUUGACUGAGGGUUUCAAAUAGCAUUUUAACUGUAAAUGUGUUUACUGGUUUGCAUCUAGCUGAGAGAGAGAGAGAACCUUGUUAUCACAGUGAAGGAUGGACAAAUUUUGUGUUCACGAUCAGGAGGACCACCGCCAAAGCUUAUGCUUCGCAAUUUCUCCAAGAAAAUGAUCAUUCCACCAGCUUUUUGGCAUAACUUCAAGAAAGGAUUUCAUGAAGCUGUCUUGGAGGGUCCAAGUGGAAACUGUUGGAACGUUGAGGUUGAAGAAGUUGGGGAUGCCUUGUGUUUCUCUAGAGGAUGGAAGAAAUUUGUUGAAGACCAUUCUUUGAAUGAUGGGGAUUUCUUAGUAUUUUACUACGAUGGUGAUACUCAUUUUCUUAUCAAUAUAUUUGAUGAGAUUGCAUGUGAGAGAGAUGAUGCAUUUGAUGUUGAAUGCUCUGAGAAAUAUAGUCCAGUAGAGAAAAAUAUGUCAGAGUCUCCACCUGCCAUUGUUAAAGCAUCUGAGAACUUGGUCACUGACAAGCAGAAUGAAGGAGCAAUUCAGAAAGCCCAAUCAUUUAGGACUACUCAUCUCCACUUCAUCGUGGUUAUGAGGAGCACAUUAGUUUCUUCCAAAUUCAAUGUGCAGUGGCAUGAAUUGUAACUGGAAUAGAGGCCAUGUGAAUCACUAGAACAUGAUUGCAACGACGUGCUAUGGGAUAAAAGUUAAACCCAGCGGGGUGAAUGUCCCUAUGGACCCUAUUUUUGUCAAUCUCCAACCAUCCAUCAGUGGCAACAUACAAUGGAUAUAGCUAUGGAGUCCCAUAUAACAAAGUACACCAGGUUAUUUCAAACCUUCAUGAUUCCCUAAUUUAUUUUCCUUUAUUGUUUAUCCUUGUUUUCUAUCCUUCCUUUCUAUAACAAGUAUGGCGUUAAGUUGCUUAUCUUUGUGCAUGUCUAGACUAUUCCACAUAAGU